Messenger RNA from Colias croceus (clouded yellow), 2309 nucleotides. RefSeq names its product probable pyruvate dehydrogenase E1 component subunit alpha, mitochondrial (gene L(b002)). Gene Ontology annotation, cellular component: intracellular membrane-bounded organelle. The transcript is spliced from 8 exons. The record is from RefSeq and is a predicted model, not a curated record. Gene Ontology annotation, biological process: pyruvate decarboxylation to acetyl-CoA. Gene Ontology annotation, molecular function: pyruvate dehydrogenase (acetyl-transferring) activity. The coding region runs from base 145 to 1344 and encodes 399 amino acids. Lineage: Eukaryota; Metazoa; Arthropoda; Insecta; Lepidoptera; Pieridae.
UUGACCGUCACUUCAUGUCAUUAACGAACAGCGAUACUGGGGUUGGUUUUUAAAUAUCUUGAUUUUUAAACAAAAUUUAACGAAGGUGAUCCUUUACUGGAUCACUUAAUAAAUCUGGGCUUCAUAGAAACCAUAAUAGAAAAAAUGAGUAAGCUAAUUCCCUCCGCUGCAAAGUUUAUAACUGGCUCUACGGUUACGAAAACAGCCGCCCCAGCUUUUGUUGCUUCAAAACAAAAUUAUAGUACGAAAUCGGAAUCUACAUUCGAAAUCAAGCCUUAUAAACUCCAUAAAUUGGAUAAAGGCCCAGCAACAUCAGCAACACUCACAGCGGAAGAUGCACUUAAAUUGUAUGAGAAAUUGGCCGUCCUCCGCAGGAUUGAAACUGCUUCCGGCAAUCUGUACAAGGAAAAGAUCAUCCGUGGAUUCUGUCACUUAUACUCAGGACAAGAAGCGGUAGCAGUAGGCAUGCGAGCGGCCAUGCGGGACGUGGACACAGUGAUAACAGCCUACCGUUGCCACGGCUGGACCCACUUGAUGGGCGUGAGCGUGCUCGGCGUGCUGUCCGAGCUGACGGGGCGAAGGACCGGGUGCUCGAGGGGCAAGGGCGGUUCCAUGCAUCUGUAUGGGAGGAACUUCUUUGGUGGCAACGGGAUUGUUGGUGCGCAGGUGCCGCUCGGCGCGGGUCUAGCGUUCGCGCACAAGUACCGCGGUGACGGCGGUGUUGCGUUCGCGCUGUACGGAGACGGCGCGGCCAAUCAGGGACAGCUGUUCGAAGCGUACAACAUGGCGAAGCUGUGGGACUUGCCUUGCGUGUUUGUGUGCGAGAAUAAUGGAUACGGUAUGGGCACAAGCGUGGACCGUUCGUCAGCUAGCACUGAGUACUAUUCGCGAGGCGACUACAUUCCCGGCAUCUGGGUUGACGGUAUGGAUGUCAUCGCUACACGGGAAGCAACUAGAUACGCUAUCGACUAUUGUACUAGCGGGAAAGGACCACUAGUAAUGGAGAUGGAAACAUACCGUUACUCGGGUCACUCUAUGUCUGACCCGGGCACGUCGUACAGAACCCGCGACGAGGUGCAGGAGGUGCGACAGACGAGGGAUCCCAUCACUUCGUUCAAGGAGAAGAUUGUGUCCAACGAACUGGUCACUCCGGAUCAACUUAAGGAAAUCGACGCAAAAGUACGCAAAGAGGUAGAUGACGCGACGAAACAGGCGAAAACCGAGGCUGAAGUUGGCAAUGAGGAGCUUUCCGGCGAUAUCUACUAUAAUAACUUGGAACAUGUCAUCAGAGGCAUCCACCCGGCCGCUCCUUUACAACAUGUUGAAGUUGUACCACGGAAUUAAGUUUAAAACCUAGAGCGGAGACAAACUCGAUAGUAACUCGCAAGAAACUCGACGGUGACUCGAUUGUAACUCGAUAGUGAAAAUGGUUAUUGUGGAGCGAGUGUAUAACUUUAAGGCCUAUUCUCCUGUUAUUAUUUUCGUCUUUUCCACCAGUUAAGUUAGUGAGGGAUCGUUUUUAUAAAGAUUUUAAUGUGAAAAACGUGAUGAUAUUAAUUUCUGUUUUUGAAUGUCGAUGGGAAAAGAAUUGUUAAAUUCUACGUGAUUUUACUCCACUGUGAAAUUUGUUAAUAUAAUCGUAUAGUAAAUAUAUCAAUUGGACAUUUGUACCAUAGCGACGUAAGGAUAAACAGUUUCUUGUUAUAAAAAUAAGAAAGCUUUAUCUAUGUUUAAGUGCUGGAAUCUUAUUGGUUGUUUCAUCUCCGCUCCGCUCUUAUACAUACCGGCUGUAUGCAUACGUACUUUCCUGUUAGGUUAAUGACAUCUGUCAAAUAAAAAUAAAGCAUUCAUUUCUUCAAAUUAAAAAAAAAAUCUUUUUAUACGUUGAAUAAAAUGAACACAUUCAAUGUGUUCGAAAAAUAAUUUGAGUUGAAAAUUAUUUGGUUCAAAAUCGAUAUAUUAUGUAGUAAUAAAAACAUACGUAAUUCCUUUUGUAAAAAGUGUCCGUUUUUAUUUUUGUAUCUGGCAACUUUGUGCGUAUUUCUCUAUUUAUUCAAUAUUAUGUUGUUUGAAUGUAACUAGGAAAGUAUGAGAGAUAUAUUAAAAAUGAGUUUAAGAGUCAAUUUUUACGUUACCUACUUUUUAGUUGAAUGGCCACUUUUUACAAAGAAUAAUUUCUUAAAUCAUCAUAGACAAUGAAUCUUGUGAAUUUAUAAUUUUCUGAAAAGUUGCAAUUGGACAAUACCAGAAAAUAUACAUUUUUAAAUUUGAGACGGAAUAAAACUAGCAUAUAGUAAUUUUGAAAUGGU